Molecule: messenger RNA, 1782 nt
Organism: Penicillium alfredii
Lineage: Eukaryota; Fungi; Ascomycota; Eurotiomycetes; Eurotiales; Aspergillaceae
Product: putative MFS transporter
Exons: 3
Coding region: 1-1782 (593 amino acids)
Biological process (GO): transmembrane transport
Cellular component (GO): fungal-type vacuole membrane
Molecular function (GO): transmembrane transporter activity
Source: RefSeq, a predicted model, not a curated record
AUGUCGCUGGUGCAGCAUGUCUCUGCUCUCGAAGGCUUUGAUCGCGAGCCCGAUCCAGACGCACCGGAUGACUUUGCGCCCAUUCGCCGUACGAUCAGCUACGAUGUCCUGCAGCCGCCCAGUCAGACUGUCCCUGUCGCCGUGCAGCGCCCAGGAACACCUGCAUACAAGCACUCGGACAUAAAAAGGAUUGUUCAGGUCGCAGUCACAGUUCUCACGUGUUGGAGCGCGUCAGGGAUCGUGUUUGGCUUCGCUGCGCUGAAGCCGGUGCUCGUGGCCGAGGGGGUCUACCAUGAUCGGUGUACUGACGAUGAGUUGCGCGAAGGUAUUCAGCUAUGUUCGCAACAGGAUAUCAAGUAUGCCUUACCCACCUCUGCUCUUCACCUUCGUUAUCUAACGACUCUGAGACUCAACCUGUUCUUCACGAUCGCUUCGAUUACAGCCAAUGUAUCUGCGCUUCCGGUUGGAACUAUUCUCGACCGCUAUGGAUCACGUCUCUGUGGACUCAUUGGCUGCUUUCUCCUUGCCAUCGGCAGCUUGUUCAUGGCAUUCUCGUUCCUCCGACCUCGGUUCCAGGGAUAUAUUGCUGGCAACUUCUUCCUAGCUCUAGCGGGCACGUUUAUCUUUGUUCCCUCGUUCCAGAUUGCCAAUGCAUUUCCAAAAUACGCGGGAACGAUCGUCGCGCUCGUAACUGGUGCAUUCGACGCUUCGGCAGCCGUGUUCCUGUUUUACCGACUCGUCUACGAGACAUCCAGUCGAUUUUCCUCCCCGGCCAAGUUUUUUCUCGGCUAUCUAGCCGUACCUGUGCUCAUCUUCAUCGCACUGGUCACAAUUAUGCCCUCCCGAGAUUAUAACUCAACUCUGCAACUCGAGAGCAAAAUGGAACGUGCAGAGGAUGCCACUCGCGAUGUACAUGAGUCAGAUGAUGACAUUGAAAACGAGGCUGACCUACAGGUAGUACGGAAGAAACGUGCCGCGCACAGAAAGAACAAGAUGCGCCAGAUCGAUGGGGUCCUCGGAGACAAAGACGAGCGACAGCAGCGUGCCGACCGAGAGGAAGAUCGCCAGCAGACCAGCCAGGUCUGGGGUGUCUUGCAUGGACUGCCCGCGUAUCAGCAAAUGGCCACGCCCUGGUUCAUUCUGAUCACACUUCUCACCGUCCUGCAGAUGGUACGAAUGAACUACUUCAUCGCGACCAUCCGGGCGCAGUACGAGUAUAUGCUGGGAUCAGUCGCGCAGGCUGAGAUGAUCAAUAGUGUCUUUGAUAUCGCAUUGCCGGUCGGCGGGGUUCUAUUCACGCCAUUUAUUGGGUUUCUACUUGAUCGACUCAGCGUCCCUGCUAUGCUCGGCCUUAUAGUGGUCUGCACCACCGUGAUUGGGGUGCUGAAUUCUAUCCCGACAGUCUGGGCAGGAUACCUGACAGUUUUCUUUUUUGUUUUGUUGAGGCCCUUGUAUUACUCGGCCAUGUCCGACUACACUACGAAGGUCUUUGGCUUCGCCACUUUCGGCCGAGUUUAUGGAACUAUCAUUUGCUUGUCGGGUCUCGUAAAUUUCUCUCAGUACGGGCUGGAUGCUCUCACUCAUCACAAAUUCAACGGCAAUCCAAUCCCAAUCAAUGGAUUCUUGGCUGUCGCCGGACUGGUCGUGGGUAUUGCUCUUGUCAGCUUCGUCUGUGUGGCAGGCAGGCAGAUGAGAGAGCACGAGGACGUGGACGAAGAGCGCCAAAGAUUGAUCUUGGAAGAGGAUGAUGACGAAUACGACGAACCACAGCGUUGGCGUUAG